Molecule: messenger RNA, 1030 nt
Organism: Sebastes umbrosus (honeycomb rockfish)
Lineage: Eukaryota; Metazoa; Chordata; Actinopteri; Perciformes; Sebastidae
Exons: 5
Coding region: 1-864 (287 amino acids)
Source: RefSeq, a predicted model, not a curated record
AUGGUGGCACCUUGCAGCUCAAUUACACCAAGGGCGAAGGAGGGCUUCCAUUUCCACCAAGCCCAGUGGGUGACGGGCAACCGGGUGUCCUGUGAACUUUUCCAGGCCCAGGCCAUGACUGGAGUGGCACCUGCCAGCUGUGUUCGACCCGCUCCUAGUAGCACAGCUGAACACUUGCUCUGCACAUGUGCGCUGCGAUUUUCAAGCAGGGACACAGGGGAGAGAUUUGGACUGCAGUAUGUGGAGCCAGGCUGUCGCCCUGUUGUAUUAAACUGGGACAAGAACAAGGCACAGCCUGACAUCCCAGCUGCAGAAUUGGAGACAGAGCAUCACUGCCCUGCUGCUGUAGUGAGCACAGACACUCAGGAGGCCAGAGGCAUUGUCCAGGACGCUCCGGUUAGACCAGUGCCAAUCCUGUCUUCACAGCAGCGCUCUGAAGCAGUUUCCAAGUCUCAGCCGCCCUUGUUACCAGCUUCUGCCGCAGUUAAAUCAGAGACUCAGCCUUUGAUGGAUACAGGCCUGCCAGUGGUAGCGCUGCUGCCUGUAUCAUCCUCUCCCCGGGCCACCCGCACUGGACCCAUCAAGAUCGGGGGCCUUAUUCAAGUCCUGGACCAUAGCCGGUGGACAGAAGCCAUGAGAGCUUCCAUUGAUGGGCUCCUGAUAAAGCAUCAUGGAGCUAAAGACAUUUUGAAGCGGGUUGAUGCCGCCAUGGUCCAGAGAUCGUGCACUGACCCCAACAGCCUCCUGCAUCCUACCACAUGCCAACAUAUCUCUAGAUAUGUAAAACAUCUGGCCAAAUUAAAAAACACAAGCUCCUCACUCAAUACCAGCCCAGAGAAGGUUUUGGAGACACAGCAGCUGUGACAGAAUUUGACCACAGGCAGCCAAACAGUCAGUGUGCCUGUCACAACCCUGCCUCCACCUGUGACUCCCUCCCAGGAUGAGUCACUGAGCCGGGCCACGGUGGAGAAGAUUGUGACCGGGAUCCUGGAAAAACAACAACAACAUCAGCAGCAGCAGAAGAAAAUGA